AUGUAUCCUAGCGAAAUUACAACCACUCCUAUUUGGAUUCGUCACAAACUGCCGUUAUGUGCUCCCCCACCACCAAGUAGAGACGAAAAAUUACGAAAUCAAAUCAAAUCCCAGCACGUACAAUGUUCCGAAGAAGUUAUAGAAUAUUAUGUUCGACAAGAACGUGCUCGUCUUGAUCUCAAGUGGUGUCUCGAUCAAUUCUUUGGCUGGAAUGUUUCUCAUCCAUGUUUGGGGCAACUUGUAACAGCAAAUAUUUUUGGAACUGUUCAUAUGGCUUAUAUUAUUGAUUUUGAGCUAGCAAAUGUUGUGAUUGCACCGGCUAACAUGUCUGGAAAUUCUGUGGUUAUUAGACGCGAUGAUAUCUAUUCUGCAGAAGACAGUCCAUUCUGUGAAACAUUUUUACUUAAUCAUUAUCUUCUUCACCCUCAACAUGUACUUGAUUAUGUAGUAAAUCAGAAACAUAAAGAUGCAUUAACAGAAUUCCGUCAUGAUGUUUCGUUUAGUUCAACUUUACAUGAAUCUAUUAGUAAAUAUUUCGACACUGAGUGGCCUGAAGGUGACGAAACGUGGUUAAUUCAUGAUGAACUUCCACAGCGUAAACAGUCUGUUACAUCUGCAAACGACAUAGCACUACCGGAUUUGACAUUCAAUAUUUUUGAAAACUCGCUUCAAAAAAAAUCUUGUGUUUCGGAUCAUGACUCAUCAGCACUCGCUCACCCGACAAGUGAAAUACUAUUUUUAUCGCAAACAAAUAUUGCCGAACCCGGCAUACUGUUCAAAUCAAUCAAAUUAUUCAACGAUGAAGUAGCAAGACAACAGGUUACUCCCAAUUUUCACUCUGAAUUUACCCAAAACAACACUACAAUCUCUUCAUACAUGCCGAAGACAAUACUCUCAGAAGAUUCAUUUAACUCGAAUACUAUUCAAUUAGUCUCACUUGAUAUCAGUCUUGUUGCUUUCUUAUUUAUUAGUAUGAUAUUUGGAAAUCUCGUUCCUUGUCUUAUUCUUGAUCAUUAUCAACAAUCCUUAUAUUUAAUUAACAACACCGGCUUUUAUCACAAGACUAAUUUUGAGUGGUUUAGAACUUUAGCUGUACCCUAGUGCAACAAGCUAAUAAUCGGCAGCAGGUGGGAAAAUAUUUCUCCCUGCAUAAAUGGAACGGGUCACUGGAAUUUGCAUACUAAAUUAACAUAAACUAUUCGUAUAUCUUCAUUUGCAUUAGUACCCGCUUAUCUUUGUUAUUGCACUUUCGAUAAAUAUCUAACAAACAUGCCUCUUUGCUAAAUUCUUUUACACUUUCUCUCACCUCCUAUCGUAUACAUGACAUUAUUAUACUUCUUUUUCGUACAUGCAAAACGUUCGAUAUGGCACAUUCGUUCUUUUUUAUAUAAUUCACAAGGCACGCUGAAUAUUUGGAUAACCUUCUAUACCAUUUACUCAUUCGUUUCGUCAAGUGUUUUUUCGUUGUCGUUCUAUGAACAUUUACAUACGUCUAUUACAACAGCGCUCUUAGCGGAUCUAUCUGACUUUCUGCUUCGCCUCCGUGAGACAUUUUUUUCUUUUAUUCUAUACAAUUCUUGUGACCGGGGGAGGUGUUAUGUCAGGAGAUGUCUCUCCUGACAUAAGGAUGCUCUACCUAU
This is a messenger RNA of Rotaria sp. Silwood1, 1640 nucleotides long. The record is from the annotation of a GenBank genome assembly. Lineage: Eukaryota; Metazoa; Rotifera; Eurotatoria; Philodinida; Philodinidae.